Messenger RNA from Trifolium pratense (red clover), 2529 nucleotides. Its product is annotated as ATP-dependent Clp protease ATP-binding subunit ClpA homolog CD4B, chloroplastic-like. Lineage: Eukaryota; Viridiplantae; Streptophyta; Magnoliopsida; Fabales; Fabaceae. Gene Ontology annotation, biological process: cellular response to heat. The coding region runs from base 1 to 2529 and encodes 842 amino acids. Gene Ontology annotation, molecular function: ATP binding; ATP hydrolysis activity. The record is from RefSeq and is a predicted model, not a curated record. Gene Ontology annotation, cellular component: cytoplasm. The transcript has 8 exons.
AUGUUGGAAAAUUUAACAGAUUAUGCUAAGCAAGCAGUGUUGGCUGCAAAAGCAGAAGCUAGAUUUGGGGGACAUAAAUACAUUAGUACAGAACAUAUAUUACUUGGAAUCCUUGGUGAUUCAAAUGGUUUGGCUGCAAAAAUUCUUAAUUCUUGUGGAAUUGAUGUUAAUGUUAGUAGAGAGCAUGUAAUGAAGUUGAUUGGUAUAGGUGGUGGAUGUGUUGGUUUGUCUUGUGAAGAUUUAAGGUUUACUUAUGAUGCUAAGAAUGUUCUUGAUUUCUCACUCAAACAUGCAAAGUCUCUAGGUCAUGAUUAUGUUGACACAAUGCACCUACUUUUGGGGUUACUUCAAGGGACUAAUGGUGUGGUAACUCAAUUGCUUGAAAGUCAAGGUACUAAUGUAAACAAAAUUAGAGAACAGGUAAUUAGACAAAUUGAAGAAAAUGUUCCUCAAAGUUCUAAGAAUAAAAUGGGAAGCCAGGUUGAAGGAAAUGUUCAUGAUGAUGUUGUUACUGCUGAAGGUUCUAAGAAUAAUCAGAUGAAAGUUCCUGUUGUGUCUCAAAACAAUAACUUAGGCGCGAAAAAAGAUGAAAAUGUGAUUAAACAAAAGUCUUCCCUUGAGACUUUUGGAACUAAUCUGACAAAAUUGGCACAAGAGGGUAAACUUCAUCCUUUUGUGGGAAGGGAAGAGCAAGUAGAGCGCGUGAUUCAGAUAAUUUGUAGACGGAUGAAAAACAAUCCGUGCCUUGUAGGAGAGCCAGGAGUAGGUAAAACUUCAAUCAUACAAGGUCUUGCUCAAAGAAUUUUGAGUGGAUAUGUUCCUGAAAAACUCAAGGGGAAAAAGGUGAUUACAUUAGAUGUGGCUGAUUUUUUAUAUGUAAUAUCAAAUCAAGGAUCUUCUGAAGAAAGAAUCAAGUGUUUAAUUAAGGAAAUUGAACAAACUGGUGAUGUGAUACUUUUUGUGAAAGAAGUUCAUCACUUAUUCGAUGCAGCAACAUCCGGUGCUCGCAGUUUCUCAUACAUUUUGAAACAUGCCCUUGAAAGAGGUGUAAUUCAAUGCAUAUUUGCUACAACAGUGAAUGAACACAGAUUGUACAUGGAGAGUGAUAUAACCUUAAAAAGAAUAUUUCAGCCAGUUAAAGUGGUUGAACCAUCUGUUGAAGAAACCAUAGAAAUUCUUAAAGGCCUUCGCGGAACAUAUGAGACGCAUUAUAAACUUCAAUACACAGAUGAAGCUCUUGUUGCAGCUGUAAAUUUGUCUCAACAAUAUUUAAGCGAUCGUUUCUUACCUGAUAAGGCAAUCGACUUGAUCGAUGAAGCUGGAUCGCAUGUUCAACUUUUUCAUUCAAAGAACAAAAAGAAAGGGAAUGCUUCAAUCCCUAGUGUGAAAAAGUGUGAUAUUCAACAUGUUAUUUCAUCUUGGAUUGGAGUACCAGUCAGUGAUGUAUCAAAGGAAGAAGGCGAAAACCUCCUCAACUUAGAAAACAUUCUUCACAAGCAAGUCAUCGGUCAAGACGAAGGAAUCAGUACAAUCUGCCGAGCUAUUCGUCGUGCUAGAGUCGGUCUAAGAAACAGUAGAAGGCCUAUUGCAAGCUUCAUGUUCACCGGUCCUUCGGGCGUAGGAAAAACCGAAUUAGCCAAUGCACUUGCGACAAACUAUUAUGGCUCAAAAGACUCAUUGAUAAGAUUAGAUAUGAGUGAGUACAUGGAUAGUUAUAAUGCAGCUAGAUUAAUUGGAGCACCUCCUGGCUAUCUCGGUUUCGACGAUGGCGGUCAAUUAACAGAAGCUGUUAGGAAAAAUUCUCAUGCAGUUGUUUUAUUCGACGAGAUUGAAAAAGCACAUUCAGAUGUUUUCAAUUUAAUGCUUCAAAUUCUUGAUGAUGGAAGACUCACAGAUGGAAAAGGUCAAACAGUUGACUUUAAAAGUACACUCAUCAUAAUGACUAGCAAUCUUGGUAACAACAUCAUUGAAGGAAUUGAUGAUAAAGAUAGUUCAUUUGAUCAUAAGAAAAUUUUAGUUAUGGAGGAAUUGAAGAAUCAUUUUAGACCUGAGUUUUUGAAUAGACUUGAUGAGAUAAUUGUUUUUAAACAACUAACAAGAUUAGAAGUUAAACAAAUUGCUAAUAUAAUGUUAAGAGAAGUGUGUCAAAAGUUGAAGGUUAAAGAUAUAAAUCUUUCUUUGACUAGUAGGUUUAGGGAUUAUGUGAUUCAACAUGGAUAUAACCCUAGCUAUGGUGCAAGACCAUUGAGAAGGACUAUUGCAAGAUUUUUGGAAGAUACAUUGGCUGAAAAGAUGUUAAGGAAAGAAAUAAAAGAAGGUGAUUCAAUUGUUGUUGAUAUUAAUGAUGAUGAGGGGAAUGUUAUUGUGUUGAAUAAGAAAAAUGUUAAAAAGGAAGAUCUUUGUACAAGUUUUGUUGAUUCAGAUGGUGGCAAUGAUUUGGCAGAUGAAAAGAGAAAAGAUAUGGUUGGAAUUUCAUGUAAUUUGAUGGGAAAAAUGUUGGACAUUCUUGGACAUAGGAAAAGUCCAUAA